AUGCCAUCUGACCUGAGGCAGGCAGCCCAGAAAGACGAAACUGCAGAGACCAUAGUGAGCCCCAGACCCUGCAGUCACAAGCAGUGUGCACAUCCAUCAGCCUGUCCAGAUGGUGAGACCUUGGCAGAAGUGGAUGAGGAUAAAAAACAGGCAGAUAAUUGGGCAGAUAUCGAAGGAGCUCAGCGCUGUACACGACCCAAGACCUGUCCAGAUGGCGAGGCCUUGGUCGAUGAGAUGGGUAAACAUCAUCAAAUGCUCGGAGCACAAACGGUCAGAGGACCAGGGAACACCGACGAAGCAGCUUUCAAAACCAAUAACGAGUCCAUCAUGGGAUCUGUCAGUCCACAGGAAGUAGGACAAACAAACCUGGGCAAAGUUCCUGGCCUCAGUAAAGUUGUCAGAUUUCAGCUGCCUCCAGAGACAAUUCGAGCGUCUGAUGUUGAUGAUUUACAGGCCCCAUUUUUUGAAAUCGAUGGCCUUGGAGAAUGCUGUGUCAGUGCUUUCACGAACACUUAUCACUCUGAGAAUUGGAUUGGCAUCACAGAUGACUGGCUGCUUCAGAAACAAAUCCUGAAAGAAGGGCAGGGACAAGCUACCAGACCUGAUGUAGGUCAAGAGGUCACAUUAAAGUUGCUUGGAGUCCUGGAAGAUGGGACCAUAAUAGACAGGGACCCAAAGCUUACCUUUAUCAUUGGUGAUGGUGAUGUCAUACAGGCACUUGAAUUCUGUGCAUUUUCAAUGCAAUUGGACGAAGUUGCUCUUGUAAUCUCUGACGGACAAUAUGCCUACGGUCACACUGGGAGAGAGCCUGAUGUCCCUGCAGACGCAACAGUAAUAUACGAGGUCCAGCUUCUCAAUGUCAGAACUGCUCCUGACCUGAAAACGCUCUCGGUUUCGGACUGCAUUCGGAUCUGUAAGCAGAAACGGGAGCGUGGAAACUACCACUUCCAGAGGGAAGACUACCACAGUGCUGUGAAAUCAUACAACUUGGCUCUGGAUGUCCUGCAUAUUUCCUCAGAAUCUAAUCCCAGCGCUCAGGAAGCAGAAGAAUUGCAGGAAGACGGGCUGAAGUGUCUGAACAACUUGGCAGCUGCCCAGCUGAAGUUGGAGCUCCAAGAUGAGGUGAUUGCCUCCAGUAACGCUGUGCUGCAGCUGGACCCCAAUAAUGUGAAAGCUUUGUUCAGGAAAGGAAAAUUGUUAUCUGAACGGGGUGACUAUGAGGAAGCUAUGGAGACGCUCAAGAGAGCAUUGAAACUUGAACCAAGUACAAAGGCCAUUCAUGCAGAACUCUCCAAACUAGUACAGAAAAGGAUUGGUCGGGGAGGAACCUUGAAGCUAAAAAACAGCUUGUGUCAGAAACCUGGGGAGAAACGAGCAACAUUUCAUUCAGAGUCUCAGAAGUCAGGCCUGGCUAUCCCUUGGAAGUGGCUGUUCGGAGCUGCGAUGGUGAUCAUUGGAAGCAUGGUGACCUCUGUUGUCUUGGCAGCACGAGGCUAA
Messenger RNA from Hemiscyllium ocellatum (epaulette shark), 1497 nucleotides. It is a transcript of the gene fkbp16, whose product is annotated as FKBP prolyl isomerase 16. The record is from RefSeq and is a predicted model, not a curated record. Gene Ontology annotation, molecular function: peptidyl-prolyl cis-trans isomerase activity; protein binding. The coding region runs from base 1 to 1497 and encodes 498 amino acids. The transcript is spliced from 9 exons. NCBI's taxonomy places the organism in Eukaryota, Metazoa, Chordata, Chondrichthyes, Orectolobiformes, Hemiscylliidae.